Molecule: messenger RNA, 632 nt
Organism: Tuber aestivum (summer truffle)
Lineage: Eukaryota; Fungi; Ascomycota; Pezizomycetes; Pezizales; Tuberaceae
Source: the annotation of a GenBank genome assembly
AUGGCCCCCCGUCGCCGCCCCCCACCGUCCCUACUAACCACCCUCGACACCUUAACCACAACCCCACCCCCAGCCCCGCUCCCAGCAACACAGUUCAUAGCGCGCGUCCUCGAAAGCACCGGCAAGCACCUGUACCGCGUAGAGUCCCCGAAAGGGCAGGAGCUCCUCGUGGAGUUGCCAAAGAUGUACCGCAGCGUCGUGUGGGUCCGUAGGAACCGAUUCGUCUUGAUCGAUACGGAGGGGUUCGGUGGCGAGGAGGGGAGGGUUAGGGGGGAGAUUAAGGUUGUGGUUAGGGGGGAGAAGGAGUGGAUGAGGAUGGGGUAUUGGUAGGUUUUUCUUCUUCCGGCGGUUGACGGGGAGGGGGAGGGAGAAGGGGCUAAUGUAGGGGGGGGUGGGUGGGUAGGCCGAAGCAUUUCACUAUCGGGUAUGAAGGCGAGGACGAGAUGUAUGAGGGGCAGGAGGAAUCGGUUGUUGGGAAGAUGCCGCCAGGUUCAGAUGAUGAUGAGGAGUCGGAGUGAUACCUACAUGCUGACGCCCGAUCCGGUAUCAUUGACCAUCACCUCAUGUACUAAUACCGGUAUGUAUGAUACAUUACAAGUACCCGCCAUAUACGAAUACAAACUCUUAGACUC